AUGGUCUUCACCAGAGCCUCCGCCGCAAUGGCGCGCCCUGCCGUCCGGGCGGCCAGGUCUUCGGCCGUCGCCUUCCCGCGCCGGUCGCUCUGCGCCUCCGCUCCGCGCAUGGCCGCCGCGAGCCUCUUCCCCGGCGAGCCCUCCGGCCCGUCGGUCAAGACCGAAAUCCCGGGUCCGGCCUCCAAGAAGCACACUGAGGACCUGCACAAGGUGUUCGAUACGCGGAGCUUGAACAUGCUCACGGACUACAAGAAGAGCAAGGGCAACUACAUUGUCGACGCCGAUGGUAACGUCCUGCUUGACGUUUACGCCCAGAUCGCCUCCAUCCCCCUGGGAUACAACAACCCCGUCCUGGCCAAGGUGGCCCAGACCCCCGAGAUGGUUAACGCCAUAAUCAACCGGCCGGCGCUCGGCAACUUCCCGCCCGAGGACUGGGCCGAGACCCUCCGCUCCGGUAUCCUCAAGGUGGCGCCCAAGGGGCUCGACCAGGUCUUCACGGCCAUGGCCGGCUCUGACGCCAACGAGACAGCCUACAAGGCCGCCUUCAUGUGGCGCCGCCAGCAGGAGCGCGGCGGCUACGACGUCGACUUCACCCCCGAGGAGACGUCGUCCGCCAUGGACAACAAGUCCCCCGGCGCGUCCGACCUGUCCAUCCUCUCCUUCCGCACCGGCUUCCACGGCCGCCUCUUCGGUUCCCUGUCCACCACCCGCUCCAAGCCCAUCCACAAGCUCGACAUCCCCGCCUUCGACUGGCCCCAGGCCACCUUCCCCCUCCUCAAGUACCCUCUCGAGGAGCACGCCGAGGAGAACGCCGCCGCCGAGCAGGCUGCCCUCGACGAGGUCGAGCACCUCAUCAAGACCUACCACGUGCCCCCCGCCGCCGUCAUCGUCGAGCCCAUCCAGUCCGAAGGCGGCGACAACCACGCCUCUCCCGCCUUCUUCCGCGGCCUCCGCGAGGUCACCAAGCGCCACAACGUCCUCCUCAUCGUCGACGAGGUCCAGACCGGCGUCGGCGCCACCGGCCGCUUCUGGGCCCACGACCACUGGGACCUCCCCACGCCCCCCGACAUGGUCACCUUCUCCAAGAAGGCCCAGACCGCCGGCUACUACUUUGGCAACCCCGAGCUCCGCCCUAACAAGCCCUACCGCCAGUUCAACACCUGGAUGGGCGACCCGGCCCGCGCCAUCCUCUUCCGUGCCAUCAUCGACGAGGUCGACCGCCUCGGCCUCGUCGAGCACACGGCCCGCGUCGGCGACUACCUCUUCUCCAAGCUCGAGGGCCUCGCCGCCAAGUACCCCGGCCAGUUCGACAACCUGCGCGGCAAGGGCCAGGGCACCUUCAUCGCCUUCGACAACCCGCGCCGCGACGAGUUCCUCAAGCGCGCCAAGGGCCUCGGCAUCAACAUCGGCGGCUCCGGCGAGCGCGCCGUCCGCCUUCGGCCCAUGCUCAUCUUCCAGGAGCACCACGCCGACAUUCUGAUCGAGGCCCUCGAGAAGAUUGCCAAGUCGUGGUAG
Molecule: messenger RNA, 1515 nt
Organism: Colletotrichum navitas
Lineage: Eukaryota; Fungi; Ascomycota; Sordariomycetes; Glomerellales; Glomerellaceae
Product: 4-aminobutyrate aminotransferase
Exons: 2
Coding region: 1-1515 (504 amino acids)
Biological process (GO): GABA catabolic process
Cellular component (GO): mitochondrion
Molecular function (GO): pyridoxal phosphate binding
Source: RefSeq, a predicted model, not a curated record